UGUUGCCCCUUUAAGCUCCGCCUCCUCGCCCCCGCUCCGCGGCUCGGCGGAGCUGCCGGAGCAGCGCGGGCCGCGGGUAGCGGCAGCAUGUCCUGAGGCGAGCGAGCGAGCGGGCGGGCGGGCGGCGCGGAGCCGGGCCGGGCCGGGCCCCACCACGGAGGGGUCGGUGGAGCAGCGGGCCAAGGGCCGGGCCCCCAUGAAGGAGAAGGAGUCGGGGGCGGAGCGGGGUAAACCCGCCACUUACACCGGGGACAAGAAGGCGCGCAUGGCGGCCAAGACCAACAAGAAGUGGGUGCGCCUGGCCACCGUGCUGGCCUACGUUCUCUCCGUCUCGCUGGCCGCCAUCGUCCUCGCCGUCUACUACAGCCUCAUCUGGCAGCCGGUGCGCGGCGGCGGCGGCGGUUCGGGCUCCGGUCCCGCCGCCGCCGCCGUUACCUCUCAGCCCCGCGCCGCGCCGCCGGGCCCCGCGGUCAGCCGGCCGCCCGCCGGACCCACGCAGGAGACUCCGCCAGCGCCGCCGCGGACGGGCCCCGACCCCGGUCUCGCCGAGACGGACCGCCCGGACGCGUCGUCGUCGUCGUCGUCGUCGUCGCCGCCCGGGGCCGAGGCGGCCACCGCCGCGCCGCGCCGGAGCCCCUGAGGCGGCCGUCAGCGCUCGUCCGUCCGUCCGGCGGGGAGGACGGGCCCGGCGGACUGCGGGAGGCGGCCGCGCUUCGGCCCGGGAGGCCGGUGCCGCCCCCCGGGGUCCGUGUGUGUGUGUGUGUGCGCGGCGGGGGGUCGCUCCCCGCCGGGGCCGGGAGGAGGGGGAUGCAGCGGCUGGGCUCGGCGGAGGAUGGAGGCCGGCGGCGCGGCUGCCGGAGGUGGGAUCGCUCCUUCGCCCCUGCGCACCGGCCGCGCUUGGCGGUGGGGAGACGGCACCGCGACCCCCGGCGCGGACGAGCCCCGAAGAGCUCGGGCUGGAGACUGAGCCGGCCCGGGGGCCGGCGCGGGAAGGACGUGUUUUUACUUGGUGAGGCUGGAGAAACCUCCAUACGUGCCUAACUCCUGCUAAUCAUGGUAACUAAGCAUUGGUGAUGAAAGAAGGUUUGAUCUUUCCUGACAGAAGCAGGUGGAGCUCUCGCGGUGGGCGCCGAUGGGCGGCUGCGGCGGUGUGCGGUGCGCUUUGUGGUUUGUACACCCUUGCUCUUGCCUGCGUGGGAUGGCUGAGCUUACAGACCGUCACGGCACCUCGGUGGCACCCUGGAGCCAGUGCCAUCAGGAGGUAUCUGCCAUGCUUUGGGACGUGUGAGAUCCAUGAACAGAGGGCAUGUCCCUGGCAUCAGGUGAAGUGACCUGCUACAGGAUUUUCUACUGGAUGGAAAUUCCACAAUAUAAACUUUUUAAUGGUAUGAUAUUUUUACAUUCCUUUCAGGGUUGAUAGGUUCUAUUUUGCAAAAUCAUACCAUCUGUUUCAAUGCUGAUUUUCCAAAAAUUGCAUCGUAUCAAAACUGAAUCACCAGUAUUUAAAAACAUAACAUUAAAAUUUUCUGUUCUGAAAAGGUUUAACGAGGGCUCCAGUUUGGGUUUUAUGAAAUGCAAAAUGUUGAAGCAGACACA
Harpia harpyja (harpy eagle) is the source of this 1596-nucleotide messenger RNA. RefSeq names its product InaF motif containing 2 (gene INAFM2). The coding region runs from base 197 to 640 and encodes 147 amino acids. The transcript is spliced from 3 exons. The record is from RefSeq and is a predicted model, not a curated record. NCBI's taxonomy places the organism in Eukaryota, Metazoa, Chordata, Aves, Accipitriformes, Accipitridae.